Cyclocybe aegerita is the source of this 924-nucleotide messenger RNA. The record is from the annotation of a GenBank genome assembly. NCBI's taxonomy places the organism in Eukaryota, Fungi, Basidiomycota, Agaricomycetes, Agaricales, Hemipholiotaceae.
AUGAACCCUGCAAAAAUUGUGUUCUUGAUUUCUUUCGCUGCCAUUGCGGUUAACGCUGGAGCGACUGGCAAGCAUUCGAUACCCAAUACCUUCCCAGACCUCGCCUCUUGUCUUUCUCAGCCUUCAUUUUUCUCGUGCGAAAACACCACCGUCAUCCAGAACGCUUGCUGCUCCCCAACCCCGGGAGGUCUUGUCCUCCAAACGCAGUUCUGGGACACAUAUACGGGCUUUGAGAAGCAAGGACAGAAAUUGCCGAAGAAUAGUUGGACUAUUCAUGGACUUUGGCCAGACAAUUGCGAUGGAUCCUACGAGUCGUACUGUGACCUAUCGCGUCAGUAUGACCCCAAGCCGUCCCCGGCACAGCUCCCCGAUGGGACUGUCGUUCCACCGUAUACUGGCCCAGGAAUAGACACCUUCAUCAAGGAGUUUGGGAGGGAAGAUCUCCUCGAAUACAUGAACCACUAUUGGGUCAGCCAGGGCUCGCCAAACGCCGAUUUCUGGGGACAUGAAUUCUCGAAACAUGCGACGUGCACAUCGACUUUCGAUGUUGCCUGCUAUGGACCCGGAUACCGAAAGAACCAGGACGUCGUCAAUUACUUCGAUGCUGUGAUCAGGGCCUUCCGCCAAUACCCAACCUUCGACAUGCUGGCCGCUGCGGGGAUCGUCCCCUCCAACACGACGACUUACACCCUCACCCAGUUCCGGACCGCCAUCGAAUCCCAGACUGGAGGUAUUCCGUACUUUGGCUGCUCAAACAAUGGAACUGUCCUCACAGAGGUGUGGUAUUUCAGUCACGUAUUUGGCACGGAACAAUAUGGCACGUACAAGACUGUUGACUCCACUACGAAGUCUAGUUGCUCUUCUACAGGCGCCAUUAGAUACUUGGAGCGUACUCCUUCGUCUGAACGCGAAGUUAGGAAGUAG